Xyrauchen texanus (razorback sucker) is the source of this 1160-nucleotide messenger RNA. Its product is annotated as mitochondrial import inner membrane translocase subunit Tim22-like. The transcript is spliced from 4 exons. Gene Ontology annotation, cellular component: TIM22 mitochondrial import inner membrane insertion complex. Bases 4 to 618 code for a protein of 204 amino acids. The record is from RefSeq and is a predicted model, not a curated record. Gene Ontology annotation, molecular function: transmembrane protein transporter activity. Lineage: Eukaryota; Metazoa; Chordata; Actinopteri; Cypriniformes; Catostomidae. Gene Ontology annotation, biological process: protein insertion into mitochondrial inner membrane.
AACAUGGCUGCGCCCACAAACAGUAGAGAUGCUGCUCUCUCACCUACUUCAGGUUAUUCAGCAAGUGUUUCAGCAGCAGCAGCAGCGGAAAAUGUUUCACUACAGUAUAGUCUUCUUUUGGAUCAUCUUAUCGGUGACCAAAGGAAAAGUAAAGACUUGAAUCCGACCGUAAUGGGUGCUUUACCGAGUCCUCAGAAAACAGAGGAGCAGAAGAUGAUCGAGAGAGGAAUGGAAAGCUGCGCCUUUAAAUCACUAAUCGCAUGUGUCGGAGGGUUUGUGUUGGGAGGUGCUUUUGGCAUCUUCACAGCUGGUAUUGACACCAAUGUUGGGCUUGAUCCCAAAGACCCCCUAAGGACCCCCACAGCAAGAGAGGUUUUAAGAGACAUGGGACAGAGAGGAAUGUCAUAUGCUAAAAACUUUGCCAUUGUGGGUGCCAUGUUUUCAUGCACAGAGUGUCUCAUAGAAUCCCAUCGUGGGAAGUCCGACUGGAAAAAUGCAGUAUAUAGUGGCUGUGUUACAGGUGGUGCCAUUGGAUUACGAGCUGGUCUUAAGGCUGGAGUUUUGGGCUGUGGAGGUUUUGCAGCUUUCUCUGCUGCCAUCGAGUACUACCUCCGAUGAUGAACACCAGCUUCAGGACUCUUACUAUGUACUGUUGUGAGUUCUUCACAGUAUAAUGAAACGGGUGGCAUAUUUGAGUGCAAACUUCCACUCUCCUGCUGAAAAAGAGGUGUUCCAAUCCCACCAGAGGAGGACUGUAAUAUUCUGUUACCUAAGUGAGCAUACUAAUAAGAUACCAAACUAAGAUGUGGUACAUUGUUUUGUUUUUCUUCUGCGGGAUGUGUGGACCCUUCUAUUUCAAAAAGUCCUUAAAAUGUUUGCCCAUUCGCCUAAUUAUGUAUGAUCAACAUGCCAUGUGAUGGUGCACAUCCCCUUUGACAACCUCCCAGGCCAAAACUUUAAUAUUUUGACAUAAAUAACAUUUAAAUCAGUCAUCCCAAUAAAGUGUUCUCAGUUAAUGGCUGUAGACAUGUUUUUUGUGGUGAAAUGGCUUUUGGUGAAGCUGUUUCUAUCAAAAACAUACCCAUUAAUGUGUAUCCAGUCUCUGUGAGAAACAAGAUGAAAUGUACAGUUUUUAUUUUGCCUGUGGAAAAAAAUUAAGA